Cervus elaphus (red deer) is the source of this 2384-nucleotide messenger RNA. RefSeq names its product dynein cytoplasmic 2 light intermediate chain 1 (gene DYNC2LI1). Gene Ontology annotation, biological process: intraciliary retrograde transport; intraciliary transport involved in cilium assembly. The record is from RefSeq and is a predicted model, not a curated record. Bases 129 to 1130 code for a protein of 333 amino acids. Gene Ontology annotation, cellular component: ciliary basal body; axoneme; cytoplasmic dynein complex. NCBI's taxonomy places the organism in Eukaryota, Metazoa, Chordata, Mammalia, Artiodactyla, Cervidae. Gene Ontology annotation, molecular function: dynein heavy chain binding. The transcript has 13 exons.
GAGUGUGACGUAGCUACCAUGGCAACGCAAUACCCUGCUUUAACCCGGCCUCUCUCCGAGUUCGCAGUGCGGCUGAUUCUAGGCUGGGCCUCACGCGGCGAUCAGGACUCUGGGGCAGCCAAGCCACGAUGCCCAGUGAAACUCUCUGGGAAAUUGCAAAAGCUGAAGUGGAAAAACGGAGAAGUAGUGGAAGUGAAGGUGAUGGAGUUGAAAUUGGAGAAAAGUCUGUUUUCUUCAUUGGCAGUAAAAACGGGGGAAAGACUACUAUUAUUCUAAGGUGUCUUGACAGGGAUGAGCCACCAAAACCAACCUUAGCUUUGGAAUAUACAUAUGGAAGAAGAGCAAAGGGACAUAACACACCAAAAGAUAUUGCUCACUUUUGGGAGCUAGGUGGAGGAACGUCUUUACUGGAUUUAAUCAGCAUACCAAUCACAAGUGACACCUUACGGACAUUUUCUAUUGUCCUUGUUUUGGAUCUUUCAAAACCUAAUGACCUUUGGCCCACCAUGGAAAAUCUGUUGCAAGCCACAAAACUUAAUGUCGAUAAAGUGAUAAUGAAACUGGGGAAGAAGAAUUCUAAAGCAGCUUCUGAAAUGAGACAGAAGAUGUGGAGCAAUAUGCAGAAGGACCAUCCAGAUCGUGAAUUAAUUGACCCAUUUCCAAUUCCUCUGGUCAUAAUCGGAAGUAAAUACGAUAUUUUUCAGGAUUUUGACUCUGAGAAGAGGAAGGUAAUAUGCAAGACACUUCGAUUUGUUGCACAUUAUUAUGGAGCAUCAUUAAUGUUUACCAGUAAAUCAGAAGCUCUGUUACUAAAAAUACGUGGAGUUAUUAACCAAUUGGCAUUUGGCAUCGACAAAAGCAAAUCAAUAUGUGUGGAUCAGAAUAAACCUCUGUUUAUCACAGCAGGAUUGGAUUCUUUAAGUCAGAUAGGAUCUCCUCCUCUUCCUGAUAAUGACAUUGGAAAGCUUCAUGCCCGUUCACCAAUGGAACUGUGGAAAAAAGUGUAUGAAAAGCUCUUUCCACCAAAGAGUAUCAACACACUAAAAGAUGUCAGGGACCCUGCACAAGAUCCUCAGUAUGCUGAAAGUGAAGUUGAUGAGAUGAGAAUUCAGAAGGAUCAGGACAUUUAGAUAUAUCCAUACUUUUCUUGGUGGCUCAGACGGUAAAGAAUCUGCCUGCAAUGCAGCAGACCUGGGUUCAAUCCCUGGGUUGGGAAGAUCCCCUGAAGGAGGGCAUGGCAACGCACUCCAGUGUUCUUGCCUGAAGAAUCUCCAUGGACAGAGGAGCCUGGCAGGUACAGUCCAUGGGGUUGCAAAGAGACAGACACGACUGAGCGACGAAGCACCGCAGCACACAUACUUUUCUCAGAUCAGAAAGAUUAAGGACUGCCUAAUCUGGAAGCACACAGUUGACAAAACCCAGGAACUCUCAGGAAAGUGAUUAAAAGUGGAGACUGCUUUCCAUAUAUGUGCCCAGAUAGCAUCAUUUGUGAUACACAGCCUGACAUAAGAAUGUAAGAGUUGGUAAAUUUUUAUCAUGAUCCAAUAUUGAGAUUUUCCCAGAUCUCCUUUUAGUUUGAUAAAAUGAGUCAUUGUGAAGAAUAUAACCUUAUAUAAAUAAGCACAGUAAAUGGAAUGCCCUGACCACCUCUCAGGUGGAAUUUGUAGAGCUGUGCAACUGUUGCUAGGAUAAGCUAAACACAACCACCCACUGUGAGCAGGGACCAGGGUCUUUCUCAGCAGUCACCUUUCACCUUCUGGGGCCCUAGAAUAAGUAAGCAAAACAUUUUAAGUACAGAAGACUUCUGAAAAACAUGUCAUGAAUAUUUAGAGGGUGUUGUAGCUGUCACAAAGUGAGAGGCAUGUCGCAGGAACACUAAAAUGACCUCAUGUAACCCUUAUUGUGUUUUGCAGCUUGGCUAUAGAGAUUAGUUGGAAGUCAUCUCUGAAUUAAUAUUUAUCUAGGAGUUAGUGACUAACUGCCAUUGUUGAUAAGAUUAUCUGUUUAUAUUAUACAAUGAUCCCUUUUAUAUAUUUAUUAUUAAAGGGCAAGAGUAUUUCUGAGCAUUUUAAGGUUUCACAUUCAAAUCCAUCUUCCCUAACUUGACUUAAAACCAUAUGAGUUUUGAGUAGAACUGGAAAGCAGCCCCACAAUACCUGUAUCAUUCUUCCCUUGUACCUCACUAAUUACCACAUUCUCUGGACAGAUUUUUUUUUAGACUCACUUGAAAAGUUAUGAUGUCCUAAUUUUGCCUCUAAAACAGUUUCAUUCAUGGUAUUUUAGUAGAUGAAUUGAUUUUAGUUUGUACAUGUAGUACCCACCUCUGCUUUAAGUCAUGCUAAUGAUUAGCAGUUGAUACUCAAUUAUUUUAUAGAUGUUUACUU